Molecule: messenger RNA, 2119 nt
Organism: Pristis pectinata (smalltooth sawfish)
Lineage: Eukaryota; Metazoa; Chordata; Chondrichthyes; Rhinopristiformes; Pristidae
Product: tetraspanin-4-like
Exons: 8
Coding region: 119-832 (237 amino acids)
Cellular component (GO): membrane
Source: RefSeq, a predicted model, not a curated record
ACCCUUAGCAGCCUCUCUGCCGAGAAGGGAAACAGCGGGACUCGCUCUGAACAACCUCGGAAAAAUCAACGCAAAGCUGCCUUCUAGAACCUGGGAGCUGCAAGUUAAAGAGCUCACAAUGGGGCAAAACUGCCUGCAGUGUAUGAAAUACUUGCUAUUCAUCUUCAACCUUAUCUUUUGGCUGGGAGGAUGUGGGAUUCUCGGAGUUGGAGUGUGGCUGGUGGUAACACAAGGGAACUUUGUGACCCUCUCCUCAUCCUUUCCAUCUCUCACCGUGGCCAAUUUCUUCAUCGCUGCGGGAUCCGUGAUCAUGAUCGUGGGAUUCCUUGGCUGCCUUGGAGCUGUGAUUGAAAACCGCUGCCUCCUGCUUAGUUUUUUUGUGGUGCUCCUGAUCAUCUUCCUCCUCGAAAUGAUUGUCGGAAUCAUAUUCCUGUGCUGCCAGGAUGCAAUAAACCAGUACGCGAAGAAAGAGCUGAAGAGAGGACUUCAGUUUUACAACACAUCUGGAAACAAUGAUCUUACCAAUGGCUGGGACAUUGUGCAGACAGAUUUCCGGUGCUGCGGCGUCAUCAGCUACGACGACUGGUUUUCUGUCUUAAAUGGAAGUAAGGUGCCCGUUUCCUGCUGCUUCAAGUUGGUCAGCAACUGCUCAAGCAUUCCUGAUAUCUGGUGGAAAGAUCCAUGCUACGACAAGGUUAUCAAGUGGCUGAAGGAAAACAUUGUGGCGAUCUGCAUCUUUGGACUUUGCAUCCCAGUGCUACAGAUACUGGGCCUUAUCUUCUCCCUGGUGAUGUACUGCCAGCUCGUCAAAGCGGAGAAGCACUACAGCUGAAAAGCAAUUUAUUUUUUAUUUUACAUCUCCCUGGAUGCCUGCCUCUGUGAAAUCCAGGAUUCCGUUUCUUCAUCACUAAUGUCUGGCACCUAGGCCAUCUGCAAGUAGGCAACAUAAUGGAUUCCCUCCAUGGGGUCAUGACUCGUUCUGCGGUAUUUUCUAUACAGGAUUUUUCACCACCUCAGACAUCAUGGUCUUGGCCUUUGCUCAGCAUGGCAGUGAGUGCAGGAUAGGGUCACCACAGUGCUAAGGACAAGUGACCAAUGAUAAUGUAUCUGCUUUUCAGUGAUAUCACAUGCAAGGGCUAGUACAGCUACACACUGAAAGCAAAUCCUCAAUAAAUCCCAUGCACACCUGUUUGGAGUCUGGAGAAAAUGCUUUCAGUGCUAUGGUAUACAAUCAGCUUUUUCUGAUUUGUGCAUCGCCAAACUCCCAACUGGUAGGCAGGGAGCAUAGGUUAGAGCUCAAGACUUCAGCCCUGAUAGUAUUUUCUGAAAGCAAACUUUGGUUGGGCACAUUCUUGAUGUCCAAUCGCAUGACCUCGUUCCUUCAACUGCCUGCCCUGUUACUCAUGCCAUUGGUCACCUGACAUAUCCAUUCUCAUGAUGCCAUGCCUACUCAAAGCCAAUUGAAAUGCAAGUUCUCCCAUUGGAUUACUCUUGACUCUCAGUCAAAACGACUCCAAUGUUCUCUGUGCCCAAUAUUUUAAACAACUGUAUCUUUUUGUAUAAACAGAGACUGAAAAAAACACUGAUCAUGAUACACAGGAAGGCCAUUGGGCCCAUUGUGCAUUUGCCAACUCUUAAAGAGAACUGUUCAAUUCAUUCCAAUGCCUUGCCUUUUCCAUGUAACCCUAUUAUCAGCAAAUCAUUCCUUGUCAAUCUUUUGAACACCACUAUUGAACUGCUGCCACAAAACUUCCAGUUAUCACAUUCAAGAUCAUUGUAACCUGCUGCAUGAAAAAAAAUUCUACUCAUCUCCCUUCUGGCUCUUUUGCCAAUUAUCUUAAAUUUGCUUCGCCUGGUUGUCAACCCUCCUGUCACUGGAAAUAGUUUCUUAUUUAGUGCCUCAAAACCCCUCAUGGGGACAUAACAGCAAAUGGUUUUUCUGCUAAUGAUGAUAAGGGGGGCAGGGAAAUGAUAUGCCACUUCUGUCUCUGCUUCCAAAUUCUGUGUACCCUAGAGUGAGUUCAAGCCUGUGGCCUGUGAAAAUGCUGUCUUUCAGUGAAUUGAUAAGUGAAUGGCUUGUAACAUGUAAACAUUCUGAAUUAAAGUCUCUUAAAUAAUA